CUUCACUGAGUCCACCCCUACUACCGGAAAUGGACGGUAUUAGUCUUCUUGAACGGCGCCCAUGAAAAUCCACUUUCAAUCAGUCUGACAAAUCGACUCUGAUUACUAUGUCAAUCGCCGGCUUCACUCUGACUUCUUCUACCAUGGACCUCCAUUCGCGCAUUCAUGCAUGCCUUCAAUGGCUCCCUCAAUACCCAGAUACAUCGAUACGGUGAUCAUAGGCAAUGGGCCCGCGGCGCUGAUAUUGUCGUACAUACUACAUGGAAACAUUCCCUACUACGCCGGUGGCCAUCCAGACCCAUUGCUAGACGCGAAGCUAUCCAGAAGCCGAACCCUCCUUGACGUAACGCCGGAUCUGUACGACCAUUUUUCGUCUUCUCUCCGCUACUCCACUCAAGCGCUUCCUAUAAACACCCUCCUAGAUACCCUACUUCGACCCAAUGCAGAUACAGAGCUAAACCCGCCGUCAUGCGUUUGCUGGAAGUACGAGCCACAGAAGGCUGUGCCUCAUAUUGUCCUGGGAAACACUGCAGCUCCUGGCGGGCAAUGGCAGGAAAACGCUGUCUCAGCCAGCUGGGAUAUUGGGACUCUGAGCUACGCAGAGAUGCUUUCCUUGCCUGGCUUGACAUUCGCAGACCACUGGGAGCGGGCGCAUGGCCAGCCAAUGCCUGAUUUUGUACGACCAUCUCGUAGAGAGGUUGCGGAUUAUCUGAGCGCUUACCCCACAGCGGUUGGUAUAUCAGACUCCAUAUUCAACUCGCAACAGGUCUCGGGCAUAUCCAGGACCAGAGACGGUUUCAUGAUUGCCUCUCACAACAUGCGCUGUAAGCAUCUUGUUCUGGGUUCGGGAACCUUCUCGAUGAACAUUGCGCCACAACCCCCACUAGCAGAACUUGCGAACUUGCGUACCAAAUCCGAACCAUUACUUGUGGUUGGCUCGGGCUUCUCCGCUGCCGAUGCUAUCAUAUCAGCCAGCGAAACCCGUCAGAUCAUACAUAUCUUCAAAUGGGCACCAGACACACGACCUUCGCCGUUGAGAGGAUGUCACCAUCAGGCAUAUCCGGAGUAUGCUGGUAUUUACAAGAAGAUGAAACUUGCUUGCAAACAGUCCCCGACAAACACUUCCAAACAACGACCUAUGAUGAGAAGGAAAUCGAAAUCUUCUCUUGGCAACCGUGAUUGGUCAACGACAUACGAGGGCUAUCCAAAUGGAAGCAUUAAAAGCGUCAAUGUUCAGGAAAACACAGCCACCAUCCAGAUUCAAUGCGCAAACGGUACUAUUAGUGACCGGACAAUCGGAGAAUUGCGAUAUGUUGUCGGGAGAAGAGGCAGCCUAGCUUACCUCCAACCAUCCUUGCUCAAGGAAGUCGUUGGCGAAGCCACGAGCCCUGUAAACCCGGUCGUUUCAACGAGGACCCUGCGUCAAAAAGUGGAAAAGAACUUCCAAGUCGCACCAGGUGUCUUCAUCAUCGGCAGUCUUGCAGGUGAUACCCUAAUACGACACGCGUUUGGUUCCUGCGUACAUACUGCCGCCAACUUAAUCAGGGAGCAUUCAAUCGUUUCCGAGCGCCGACAUAGCAUACAAAACCCUGCAACGCAAAAGCAUGCACGAGAAAGAUCGACUCGCUCCUUGGGGAAGAACGUUUCGCCCCAUGGUAUCCCUAGCUCGAAUUGCAGUGAUCAAAACUCGCUUGCUGAAUCCUCAGACUCAGAUGGCGGUGGCGGCGUCGUCUUGGAAGAUCAUCGUGACCUUCACAUCGAUCGACGGACGCUUCCCAGGGCGAAGUCAAGAGCGACUAGCCCCACGCGACAGGGAUCGAGACGGUGUUCAAGCUGGUGACUUGAGCCCCAGACGAACUUGUCAGUACUAUUUUACAUUGUCACAGCAUACCGGCGGCACGAUUGAGUAUUGUUUUUUCGGAGCAAUACAGCGCAUUACUGUAGAAGGGAAUAGUGUCAGACAUACAGUAACAGACGUAGAGGGCCGCGCCCCAUACAUGAGCAUGCGCACAUAUGAGAGAGAGUGAGAGAGGAACAGGCCAUGGUUUAAGCUGUCCUCAACGACGUGUUCUGUAAUUCAAGAAACGAUGGAAUCUGUUUAAUUAGACAAUAGAAUACGUGCAUCAGCUCUACCUAUUUAUUAUAGAAG
Messenger RNA from Pseudovirgaria hyperparasitica, 2149 nucleotides. RefSeq lists its product as uncharacterized. The transcript has 2 exons. NCBI's taxonomy places the organism in Eukaryota, Fungi, Ascomycota, Dothideomycetes, Acrospermales, Acrospermaceae. The record is from RefSeq and is a predicted model, not a curated record. The coding region runs from base 179 to 1840 and encodes 553 amino acids.